AUGUUCAUUCGCUGGAGUUCACCAGCUAGUACGGUGAAUACACUCCCGAUCUAUCCAUCGGACAGGCUAUCUAUAGCGGAAGGAGCUGGUUUUCUGGCUUUUUUAAGCGCCAACGGUGAAGCGGAGCUUCGAGCGCGCACAUCCGGUCAUUGGAUACAUUGUUCCGUAAGCAUUAACAACGUGCAAUACAGCUUGGAUAGCGAUCAGAUACAUCGGGUCGGUGAGAAAACCACGGUGGAGAGGUACGAUUCUGAACGAUGUGGUGUGCGAGUGAAAAACCUUCAAAAAGCCCUCGAAACUAAGUGGACACUCCACGGAACCGACCAGGGAGGACAAGACAGUAAUGGAAUCCUAGACGUGACCGUUUUGCCGCCAAAAAUGAUAGACCAGCUAAAUGUGACGAUUAGCGGUUCCGCCUCAGCAGCGACUAUCAAUUGCCCGGACAGGGAUAGCGCCCGCUACUGCCGGAUAAUGGAUGCCGAGCAGAACGUGUAUGAAUCCUGUUCGGCAUAUGUUGAAAUUUCGCAACAGCUUAGUUAUUUUUGGUGUCAUUCGAUGUUCUGGGGCGCGAUGAUGGAACGUAUCACGCAAGUCAACGUGAUUGUGCUGGAGGAUGAUAGCGACGUUAAAACAACAGUGGAAGAAACUGACGAUCAUAUCGUGCUAUCCUGUCAGUAUCGCUCGUCUAUUUCGCUUUGCCGCGCGCAAUCAGAAAACGAUAAACGCCAGUUCUUGUUACUUGACGGUCAUCUCACCGAUCGCUACUCCUCUUACAAUACAAAGAUAUCGAAAGGAAUUUGCUCUCUUGAGAUAAAAAAACCGUUGAUUCCGGAGGACAUUGGGGUUUGGCGAAUUUAUCAACUACUCAAUCCAAACGAUUACACGGGGUGUGUGUUUGAUAUCAAAAGCCGGCGCUCAUCGAAAUCUCGCUUCAUUCGCACUAGAGGCUCUGCUAAGGAGAAUCGAGUCGAACUCCCUUCGACUAGUAUUGAAAUCUUCCGCGAUCCCCGUUCAUCUAGCUCGAGUGUAACGCAGAUCUCCUGCGAAGUACCCUAUGCUCUCAACUACUGCUACUUAUCCGGUCCAACGGGAGGCGAUUAUGCACCACAGCGAUUCGAUCGCCUGAAGUCACUCGGAAUAUGCCGCUUCGAGGUAACUAACAUUACUAGUGGCAUGUGGGCCUGCGGCAUCAAUGACCCAGACGGUGCUCAAGAUCGUCUGACAUACUACAACGUAAGCGUGUACCAGCAACCGGGACGUACAGUUUCCGGUCAGCUCACAGCAAGUACUGGGGAUCGUGAGCAACGAUUGCUUUGUCGUACUAUUCUGAAUCUUCCCAUCAGUAUUUGCCGAUUCGUUGACCCAUCUGGUGAAGUGCAUGGACUCUCAGACAUGAGGAAACCCUCGACCGAUGCUCGAUAUCGAUAUCACGGGGCAGGACUACGUGAGGGCGACUGUGGGCUGGAAAUAGUCGAACUACAAGAGAAGGACUUUGGCCGUUGGAAGUGUCUGUUCAAGGUGCGUGACCGAGAAUACGAGCUUUCGAUGGACAUAGUAGAAGAAGCUAUGAGUGUUGGCACGAUUAUUGCAAUUAGCAUCGGGGCUACAACCGCACUCGGAAUUAUCGGAUUCUUCGCCUAUCGCAAAAUGAACCGUCGUUACAUGGGUCCCAACUAUACCGUUUCAUCAAGCAUGUCCAACGAUUCGCACAAUUCGUAAGCAAAAAGCGAGGGAUAUCAAAAAUAUCCAAGUAAAACAGUUCCAUCCUAUGAAUCGGUAUUUCUUCAAUUGUAUGUAUUGUACGCGUUUGACAUUGAGUGUCUCUUUGUAAC
This is a messenger RNA of Anopheles nili, 1832 nucleotides long. RefSeq lists its product as uncharacterized. Lineage: Eukaryota; Metazoa; Arthropoda; Insecta; Diptera; Culicidae. The record is from RefSeq and is a predicted model, not a curated record. The coding region runs from base 1 to 1719 and encodes 572 amino acids. The transcript is spliced from 5 exons.